AUGGAAUAUUCUUCCCAAGAGAAGGGUUGGCCUGCACGUUGCUGUUGCCGCUAUUAGUCCUUGAGCGCUACUCCUCACCAGCGCGAGCACAUCUCCCCAUCCCGUCGCUCCUCCGCUUUCUCAUUCGCACCGUUUUCCCUUUGCUUUCUAUUGUCCUUCUGCAUGGCUCCCUUCAUCCUCAAGUUCAAGGGUAACAAGUCGUUUUCUCCUUUUUCUCAGCUUUCAGACACCGACAGCCUCACUCGUACAUGGAAAGUAUGCACCAAGGUCGCAGCUCACCUGGAGCAGGGCCAGCGACUCGAGAACCUGUCCUGGAGAUGUUGGUUCCUACACUCUUUAAUGGUGGAGGCUGAUAACACUAAAUCUAAACGCGAGUUCAAAAAGAUGACCAAGUCCAUGGGAGAGAAACUAGACAAGGAAAAGGGCAGGAGCAUCGAAGAACUGCACGCCCCAGAUUUCAAAGGCUCUGACUCGACGAGCAGAGUGAAGCAGCGAGCAGAUGAACGCUUUCGAGAUACCCACAUGCCCGACGGAUCUCGACCAUCUAUGAAGGGGAUGCAAUACACAUUCUCUGUCGCUCCGCCUACCAUUGUGACCACAAAUGUGACAAAGCCAAGCGUAAAGAAGUCCACUACUCCGUCCUCAGGUCCUCCGUCAGGAAGUGAGCACCCCCGCCAGGACACCAAUGCUGCUGUCCGUCCCUUGCAGCUUUUGGAUGAAAACUGCAAAGUCCCUCAGUUUUCGCCUGCUGAAAUCCACCUGCCCCCAUCGCCAACGGACAUGGAUCGUCCACCCUCGCAGACAGAUCCCCCCCUCGUAGCAUCUCAGCGUUCUAACUUCUCCAGUGUAGUGCGCUUCCCAGCUUUGUUUUCUUCUGACUUUAGCCCGACAGCACUACUUGGCCCCAGUUCCGCUUCUACCAAUCCCCGUAUGUCCUAUGGUGAGGAUGUUAUUGGAGCCGGCCUCACCGAAAGCAUGGCCCGAGGUUCAUUCGACGUUCCGAGGCCUGCGUUCGAGUUUCCGUUGGACGAACUCAUGGAUUCUCCUGAGUCUCGUUCCUUGCCAAACGGUGAAGAAGAAAUGAAGGAUGCCUUCUCCCAUCCGGCGGGAAAUUCCGUAACUCACCAAGACUAUGGACUUUCUUAUCUCUUCAGCUCUAGCGGCAACGAUGUCGAACCAUAUCUUCCGAAAUCGGACCCAACCCAAGUUUUGACUCUUCAGUAUCAAGCGAACACGGAGCAGUUCCCUUUCUCACCAUACGGGCAACUACACCAUCCACCCAUGACCAUCUCCCCUACUUCUCCGGAUUUUUCUGCUCCGUUUCCGGGCAAUGUGGUGCAAGCACCUCCUACAAACACCUUCUCCGCGAGCGUGAAAGGUAGACCCCGUUCCUCUUCGAAGCACCAGAGAGAUGAGGAUGCGUUCGUUCUUACAUCCACACCAAGCCGCGGGACCCGCCAUUCUCACUCGGCUUCACUGCCUCACUUUUCUUCCCAGACGUUGGAUGUGUUGCCAUCUCCCUCAAGUUCUUCUGUUACCCCAUCGAGAAGAAACAGCCUGAAGAAUGGUAAUCGUCAUCAACCUCCUUCAGCGACUCCUCCCCCUCGAGCCCAACGAUCAAGUCACGGAGGUCUGACACCGAGCAGUGUGAAGACCGAGUGUGCAAAUUGUGGUGCUACGUCCACUCCUCUAUGGAGACGUGGCCUCAAUGAUGAGCUCAAUUGUAACGCAUGUGGUUUGUUCGCCAAGCUGCACAAGCGUGCUCGACCCAAGACGUUGAGGAAUCAGAUGAGUUCCGAAAAUAACAAUAGGCAAGGGGUUUGGACGCCUCGCCAGAGUGAUCAGGGGGAUGGUGAAGCGGUUAGUUGCUACAACUGUCACACGACCGCUACUCCUCUCUGGCGUAAAGAUGAGGGUGGUCGAACCCUCUGCAAUGCUUGUGGUCUUUACUUAAAGCUCCAUGGUGAACGUCGUCCCUCAUCAAUGAAGUCUGAUGUAGUACGUAAACGCAAUGGGCGAAAAGGGUCUUCUCCUAGCGACACACCAACCGGGACCCCCAACGAGAGUACCCAUACCUCCCCUAUCAUCGGCCCUUCCAUGCCACCAACGAUCCAGGACAUCCAUCCUCCUAUGCUCCCAUCCUCCUUCGAUUUCUCUGCUGCUGGGUUCGAGUUUUCUCAAGUUACGCACGAUUCCACAGAUCGCUUGACUUACCAGCAUGAACUUGACCGUGAUGCCACACUCAGAAUGACCAUGUCUCCAGGCUCAUCAUAUCUCGAGAAUCUUACCUAUCCCGCUGCCCUAUCAGCAUACAACGUGCAGCCCUUCUACAAUAACAGUGCCCAUGACACCACUUCUGAUGACACGGCUGGAAGCCAUGGCAACGGACGCGCGCCGGAGAGUAUCAAUCUCAGCCCAGGCGCAGCCACAGUUAGCACUGGUCGGGCAGCCUUCCAGGAUGACGGUUUCAAGCGACGACGAGUUUCCCCUGAAGUGGAUGCUCAUGUGAGUACGGAAGUGGAGAACGCAUUCGGCACCGUGGACGACCAAGUGUCCAGGCCGUUCGACCAUUUCAGCGCCUAUUAUCCAUAUCCUUUCACUUUCACUUCUGCUGCGAGUUUGUUCCACCCACCGAUGGCAUUUGUACCUGAAGACCAGAUUGAGGCGGGGGAGGCAAUGGACACUUCGGUUUCUUGCGCCCGUGGGUUAGACAAGGACGGUGGCUCGCCAAACUCUGGUUCUUAG
Messenger RNA from Cantharellus anzutake, 2745 nucleotides. RefSeq lists its product as uncharacterized. Gene Ontology annotation, biological process: positive regulation of transcription by RNA polymerase II; negative regulation of transcription by RNA polymerase II. The record is from RefSeq and is a predicted model, not a curated record. The coding region runs from base 163 to 2745 and encodes 860 amino acids. Gene Ontology annotation, molecular function: zinc ion binding; RNA polymerase II cis-regulatory region sequence-specific DNA binding; DNA-binding transcription factor activity, RNA polymerase II-specific. NCBI's taxonomy places the organism in Eukaryota, Fungi, Basidiomycota, Agaricomycetes, Cantharellales, Hydnaceae. The transcript is spliced from 11 exons.